Radiomyces spectabilis is the source of this 2007-nucleotide messenger RNA. RefSeq lists its product as uncharacterized. The transcript has 9 exons. Gene Ontology annotation, biological process: Golgi organization; endoplasmic reticulum to Golgi vesicle-mediated transport. Gene Ontology annotation, molecular function: small GTPase binding. Bases 1 to 2007 code for a protein of 668 amino acids. Gene Ontology annotation, cellular component: Golgi apparatus. Lineage: Eukaryota; Fungi; Mucoromycota; Mucoromycetes; Mucorales; Radiomycetaceae. The record is from RefSeq and is a predicted model, not a curated record.
AUGUCGUCUGCAGAAGAUUCACUGGAAAGUUUACGCCAGCAAUUGCAGAAGUAUGAACAAAAGGAAACGGCAUGGGAAACCGAACGACUUCAGUUGCAGAAUAAGCUGGCCACUGCUGGCACUCAUUUAAAGUCCUUGGCCGUAAAACUCUACGCACAAGACAAACAGAAUAAAGAAUCCAAUAAUACCAUUCAAGACUUGAAUAAACAAAUCGACAGCAUACGAGCCGAAGCAAAUGCCACCAAUGAGCAAUGGCAGCAACGCAACAAAACCCAAGAGGAGCAAGUACGACAAAAGGAUACUCUAAUGUCGCAUUUACUUUCUUCCUUGCAUCCAUUCGUAUCCGAGGAACCAAUGUCCGAAGAACCUCCCGUUCAUGACGUGAACCAGCUCGAGAUUUACAUCAACCAUACCAUCACACGACUAACAGAGCGCCACAACCAAGACGCUUCCGCGAAGCAACAAGAUAAAACGACUAUUGAAGAGUUAAAAACACAAAUCGAUGAAUUGAUGAGCAAGAGUGUGGCGUCCGUCAAGAUUGGAGAUGAAGAUAAAAAAGGGACAGAUUCAGAUACAUCAUGGUGUGAACGCACCAUCACCAGCUUGAAUGAAAUCAUGCAGGAUGCAGAAAACGGUAGUACCGACAAUUCAUUACCAUCCGAUUUGUUACAGACUUUUGAAACGCUACGAACACAUCUACGAGACCAAGCAGACGCACUGGAAAAGACGAAAAAGGAAGAUGCAGUACUAAUUCAAGAUUUGAAACGACAAGUGACUCGACUACAGUUGGAUAUCAACAAAUUAUCGGAAGAGAAAGCGGAAUUGGAGAUGCAAAUGGAAGAAGUGGGUCAGGUCAAAGACCUGCAAGAACGUUUGGAAGAAGCCGAACGACAGAAAAAGGAGAGUGAGGAACGAGUGGUUUCGUUGCAAGCUGAACACCAGUCGUUGUUGAACAAAUUGGCUCAUAUCAAGGAAACACUCAUGCCUCGAUUGGAAGCCGAUAAACAGCUGCGACAUAAGGUCGAUGAAUUGACCGAGGAACUCAACAGCGUCCAACGGGCAUUGGAAGACACGCGCAAAGAAAUGGUGAUGCGGGACGAAGAAACCUCCCAACAACUUGCCCAAAGGGAGCGAGAUUUCACUCAACUGGAGAGGCACUACGUAAAAGCCCAGCAAGAACGAGACGAGUGGAAAAUGAUGGCCAUGCAGAUGGAGCCGCGGUGUUAUCAAGCUGAAGAGCAGUUGCAACAGACAGAAAAUGAACUGGAACGACUGAAAACACAACUGGCAGAGGAACGCCAGGAAACCGAAUCGGAAAGAACCAGCUUGGCAAACCUGCAAACCGUACUAGAAGAAUUUCAAGCGACAAAGGACGCUGAAAUCCGAGCCGCCGUAGAACAUAUCGAGCGCCAAUUAGACAUUGCUCGAAAGAACUGGACAGAAUACCAGGAAAAGGCUCGCGUAGCGGAAACUUCACUCGCUCAAUAUCAACAAGACGUUGCCAAAGCGCAGCAAUAUGAACGAGAAAUCAAAGAAAAGAAUCUGCUCAUUGGUAAAUUAAGACAUGAAGAGACAAUGGACCUGACAGCCAUCAUUCUUAACGAACAUCUGGUGGAAGCCAUGAGGCGACUGAAAGAGGAAACCAAUGACAGUAACGUCGACAGACAACUGAUCACGAAUCUGGUGGUUGGAUUUUUCCUUGCACCUCGCGGUGAUCGCAAACGUUUUGAUAUUCUUACCAUUAUUGCGAGUGUAUUGCAAAUGACCGAUGAACAAAAAGAACAGAUCGGAUUAAUUCGACCCAAAUCCGGUUCACGCCAUGGUUCAUCGCCAGGAUGGCAAAGUCCUCAGCAACAAGAAGAAGAAGAGCCGAAAGAGUCGUUUACCGAUGCAUGGAUUUCAUUUCUACUCAAAGAGUCCAGUACAUUUGUUCGCGGGCGAUCCACUUCUAAUCCAUCACUGACAAAAGGCACGCAUUCUCCAGCAGACGUUGAGCAUGAAAUUUAA